UGAAUCCUUUCCCGCGAGCCGCAAGAUAUUGCUGCGAUCGUGAGAACACACCUAUAAACCGCAUUAUGUUUUAACAAAUUAAUCGCAAGGUAGCAUCCAGAAAAAGACUAAUUGGGAUAUCUGCCUAAUCUAUAUAAAAAUUUUGUUAUUAGCCAGAACAUAUAGUUGGCAAGUGAAAUUUGCAAUUAAAUCAACUUCGAUAUGAGCUUGGAAAUGCACGUCAGUCACAUCUUUACUGCGACCUUGGGGGCAUGUACAAAUAUGUAGAACAUCGCUAAACGUGUCUGAAGACCAGUGAUAGUCCAAUUCAGCUCUAGUAUCAGUCAUCAUUAUUUCACAUGGAAAUUGUGUAAAAUUGAAGAUGGAUAAAUUGAGGAAGUACAGAUUGACAGAACAGAAUUAGUCUACGCUCCAGAUGUCAAAUCUUCUGCCUUCUUUGCCCUAAUAAAACUGAAUUCAACAGUUCAUGGACAUAUGCUUCUCCAAUCCUCGUUGCCAUUUGUAAUGUAUCCCAAGGUGGAUCUUGGAUGCUGCUGCAGUGCUGCUUUGAAACCAGGCUGUCCCUGGCUGAAUGUACUUGGCAAUAGUUCUACGAAGAAGAGUGCACCCGACGAGUAAAUCAUCCGUCGUGCGUGCAGCAUCUGGAGAUGACAACGAAGAGAAAACUUAUUGGCCGCCUGGUGCCCUGCCGAUGUUUUCGGGGUGAAGAAGAAGUCAUCUCAGUACUGGAUUAUUCCCAUUGCAGCCUUCAACAUGUACCAAAGGAGAUAUUCAAUUUUGAACGAUCUUUGGAGGAACUUUACUUGGAUGCAAAUCAGAUAGAAGAGCUCCCAAAACAAUUGUUCAACUGCCAAGCACUCCGCAAACUAAGUAUUCCAGACAAUGAUCUUUCUAAUCUGCCCACCAACAUUGCCAGCUUGGUGAACCUACGAGAAUUAGACAUCAGCAAAAAUGGUGUCCAAGAUUUUCCAGAAACCAUUAAAUGCUGUAAAUACUUAGCGGUCAUUGAAGCCAGUGUUAAUCCCAUUUCCAAACUUCCGGAUGGAUUCACCCAACUGUUGAAUUUAAUGCAGCUCUACUUAAAUGAUGCAUUUCUGGAAUUUCUUCCAGCUAAUUUUGGAAGACUUACCAAGUUGCGCAUUCUGGAGCUAAGAGAAAAUCAUCUGAAAACUCUACCAAAGUCAAUGCACAGACUGACACAAAUAGAUCGAUUGGACCUAGGGAGUAAUGAAUUUAUGGAACUGCCGGAUGUUCUGGAACAACUACAAAGUCUGAAGGAGCUGUGGAUGGACAACAACUCAAUACACUCAUUACCUGGGCCACUUGCGAAGUUAAAACGUCUAACCUACUUGGAUAUGUCGAAGAACAGAAUAGAAGCUAUUGAGUCAGAUAUUUCUGGAUGUGAAGGCCUUGAGGACCUCCUGCUUUCAUCCAAUAUGUUGCAGCAGCUGCCUGACUCCAUAGGAUUAUUGAAAAAACUUACAACAUUGAAAUUGGAUGACAAUCAACUAAACAUUUUGCCUAACACAAUUGGAGGUCUUUCUGUCUUGGAGGAGUUUGACUGUAGUUGUAACGAACUCGAAUCACUUCCUCACACGAUUGGAUACUUGCACAGCCUCCGAACCUUCGCAGUUGAUGAAAACUUCCUUGUAGAGUUGCCCAGAGAGAUUGGAAGUUGUAAAAAUGUGACAGUCAUGUCGUUACGGACAAACAAACUGGAGCGGUUGCCUGAAGAGAUUGGACAGAUGCAAAAACUGAAAGUGUUAAAUUUAAGCGAUAACAGGUUGAAGAAUUUGCCAUUCAGUUUUACUAAACUUAAAGAACUGGCAGCAUUGUGGCUAUCUGAUAACCAGUCCAAGGCUCUAAUCCCUCUGCAAACAGAGUCUCAUCCAGAAACAAAGCAGAGAGUGUUGACAAACUAUAUGUUUCCUCAGCAGCCACGUAACGAUGAAGUAGAUUUCCCUUCUGACAGUGAUAGCUUCAACCCAACCUUGUGGGAAGAACAAAGACAACAACGUAUGCAGGUUGCUUUUGAGUUUGAAGAGAAGAAGGACGAAGAGGAUGCUUCUGGCAACAUCAAGGCUGAAAUAAACCUUAAACGCUAUCCUACCCCUUACCCAGAAGAUCUGAAAAAUAUGGUGAAAUCUGUUCAGCACUUGGUAGGAAAACGCAAUCAUGAAGGGUCGACUGAAAAUUCAACAGGUGCCACAAGUAUAGAACAUUCUAUAAAAGAAAAAUAUGAACAUAAAUGGCCUGGAUCAACAAAGGAAGCUACACUUGAGAGAUCCUUAGGCGACUCACCAAAUGAUCUGAGAAUGGGAGAACUGCGACCUGCACUUACAGAAACUCCACUAUUCAAGCCCAAAGUUGUCCUGAUAGGUAAAGAGAAGAAAGAAUCAACAGAUGAAUCAGAAGGUGACAGAAUCAACAAUAGCGGUUCUUCAGGCUCCUACUCAGAUUACUCACCUUCCCAAGCAUCUUCAGGUUCUUCUGCAGCACCCAUUAAAGUCAACACAUUGCAGACAGCAGUGAAAGAUGGUGUAGCUGCAUCCUCUUGGGGAAACAGCAGGUUAACACAGACAUUUCAACAAAACAUUGAAGCAAAACCUUUACUCGGUCAGAGGGAAAUGGCAUCAACAGCAAGUCUACAACAACGUGCUGAAAGGCGCCCGGUUAAUGACGCAUUUUCUGAUAAGUGGAAUGACAACUCACAUUAUGAUAAUACUGGUUUUGUCUCAGAAGAAAGCACUUCAAUUUUAGAACAUCCUAGUGCCAACCCUUUAAUAAGCACAAUAUCAAGGAGCACAUCUGCCCAGGGGCGUAGGCCGUUAAUGAGACAGGACAGAAUUAUUGGAGUUCCAUUGGAUUUGGAACAUGGCAUGCACAGUGUCAGAAAUACACAAGAAAAUGAAACUGCCAAUCCCUGGCAAAACUGGACUAGAACACCAAGUCCAUUUGAGGAUAGAACUGCAUUUCCAUCAAAGUUGGAGACCACUCCUUUCAGCAGUCCUAUUCCUGAUAGAAAAGAUUUGGAACAUUCAACACGUGGAAUUACUGAAUUUUCCCGCACAUUUUCAUCGGGUUCUCCAUGGAGUUUUCUCAAUUCUAGAGAAUCUAAUUUAAGUAGAGGUCAUAUGGACAAAUUCACACAUACUUGCAGACCUGAGUCUGCCAAGAGUGCUAUUAUUAUCAGUAAAAGUACUGAACGACUUGCACCAAUGAUGAGAUCGGUUAAAGCAGGCCACUUUACGAAAUCCCAAAGCAUUGAUGAAAUUGACAUUGGGGCCUUCAAGAUUUACAAUAUACCACUGGACUGUUAUGGUUCCAGCGCAGAAAAUCCCUGUAGCAUUGAUAUACCAGACCAAAUGCCAGCCCACGAACUAGGCAUGUCACGCAGCCUUUCUGCUCCAAUGUUGGAUGAAGAUUUAUCAGAAACAUAUGGAAGCAUAAAGAUCUCUCAAAAAGUUCCAACCUCAAAGAAAGUGUACCAUUUUGACCAAAGUUUCAAUCCUCAAGGUGCCGUAAAUCUUAAACCUGAGAGACGAGUAACCACUUCUUUUACACAUAAUGUUGACUAUGGUGUCCAGCAAAACAAGAAUGUUUCAAAAGAUAUCAUUAAUCCACGCUCCUUCAGAGGCUACGAACCCAUGGAACACAUGUAUUCAUUCUCACAGCCCUCAGUAAAUGAUGAACCAGUAAAUCCUCGGUUUGCAACUCAAGGCGAUAGAGUUGGAUUCUUAAGAAGGGGUGACUCCCUGGCAACCUCCACAGAAAUGGCAUUGCAUCGAAGGGUUAAUGAAGCUCCUGAGAUACCUCAAAGUGACAGAUAUGUCAGGACUCAUUACAGAGGAGUUUUAGAACAUCAGAACAGCGCAUCAUUAGUUGAGUCACAAUAUCUCAAAAGGAAUGGAAGAUAUGAUGAAGAUUAUUCAACAUUCCAAGACUUGAAAAAUCAGGGUAGAACUUUUCAAGAUAAACCUUUGACUCAGAGGAGGCCAUUAUCUGCAAGAAGCUACAGUACUGAAAGCUAUGGGUUUUCCCAAACCAGACCAGUUUCAGCAAGGCCUACCAUGGCAGCUUUGUUAGAGAAGUUACCUUCAGAUUAUAACAUCGCUAGCUACAGUGAAAAGCCUUCAGAGAGCAAUGAUGUAAGGAUCAGGUCUUCACAGAAAGUCGAUGACAGUGCCAAAAUACCUCUAGAUUGGAGACAACAACUGCUCAGGCAUAUAGAAGCGAAAAGGUUAGAUAGGACACCGUCACAACAAAGCAAUGUUCAUGACAGUGAACUGGAAGAUAUAUCUCCAACUAGUCAGUGGAGUUCGUAUGCAUUGGGAAGGAGGGAUGUGCCACCAGAGAACAUGAUUAAAAAGCUUCCUGAAUCUUUGCCUAAUGGGCUGAAUUACCCACAGGCAGGUAGCCACCCUCAUCAAGGGCAGAGUUCACUUGGGUCUUCAACACAAAGCCUACAGCAUCGAUCCAGGGAACAGCAAUAUGAAGGAGCUGUGUCGAAGGUGACGCUUCAGCAGUAUCAAAAGCCUUUGCAGAUUGCCAUUUCAUCAACGCAGAACCUUCCCACUGCUCGAGCAGCUCAACCCAGCAGAUGUCUAACGAGCGUUAAAGCACAAAAAAGUACAGAAAGUUACCAGGAGCAGUUUUGCGUAAGAAUAGAGAAGAACCCUGGUCUUGGCUUCAGUAUAAGUGGAGGAAUAAGUGGACAAGGGAAUCCAUUCAAGCCAUCUGAUAUGGUUGAUGCCAGCUAUCAAAGGAUGAGCAGAAGUCAGCUACAGAUGGUAAAGGGAAAUGGUGGCAUCUUUGUUACUAGAGUGCAACCUGAUGGACCAGCAUCCAACCUAUUACAGCCCGGAGACAAGAUCCUCAAGGCCAACGGGCAUAAUUUUAUACACAUGGAACAUGACAAGGCAGUUUCGCUUCUUAAGAGUUUCCAGAAUACAGUGGAUCUGAUAAUCCAGCGUGAGGUUAAUUGAUUUUUCUGUAGAAAAAUGUUUAACCAAUAAGAUUAAAAUUCUUUACUGCAGCUUCCUGUGUGAGGAACGCCAGGCAAUUUUAUCCAAUUUUUUUUGCCAAUUGCUGGACCAAUGGCGACACUUGUGCCAAACUUAUUACUAAGAUACUUAUCAACCAGUAUUACAAUGUUUAAUAUUUUAUCUUCACAAAUGAAUAAUUUAUGAAAUUGAUGUUUAUGUGGUGAUUUUUCAGCCAGUCAGAGGCUGUGAAAUGGCAGGUCAUUCGGUGCAAAUGUUUCUAUAUAUUUAUUACAUAUAUUGUUCAUUUUUGGAGUAGAUUUUUUUUGUCAAGUAUCAAAGCACCAAAAGCAUAUACAUGUCUUUAGGAAUUGCACCACCAUUAACACUGCCUCAAAAUUGUACAUGUCCUUUUUUGUAUAAAGCAAAAAUGCAUCAACGAAUGCAUCAACAAAUGCAAAUGAACUGAGAAAUUUAAAGCUAUUUUCUUAUCAAUAAUUGAAAAAGAAUUUGGAUGUGGAGGGUUCAGCAAAUGAUGUUAUCUGUUCCAUAAAAAAAAAUCAAAAAAAUAACUAAAAAUUUGGAAGUGUAAGAUGCUUUUAUAUACAUCCAUAAAAGGGGUAAAAAAAGUACCCGUUUUUAACUGCCUUUCUUUGAGAAAUUCUAGAUAUGGAAAGAAUGUUGGAGCAGAAGGGAAAAGUAAUUUUCUUUUGAAUACCACUCCUAAUGUUUAUUUCAAAAGUAACAUUGAUAAAAGCACAUCGGCAUGAGCAAAUUACUCACGAGACAUUUCUUUUUUUCCAUUUAAGAGAAUUUGAAUUUAAUCUGCAUGUGCAUUAUAAUACCCCACAUGCAUGUGUGCACAGAUAGAUACCCUGCACCAGAACUGAAAAGGUACCUCCAAGUUGUUCAUUUGAAAACAGAACAUAACCAAAAUGUUGCAAUUGUCCUUCAACAAAUCUGUUUAUCUUGAGGGAAGAGUGAAUGUCUGCAAAAUCUCAGGUUGUCUCAUUUCAUUGUCAUAUGUGAUUGAAUUUAACAAGCAACAUAUAAAUGAUGUUGUCCAUAAAUUGAGUACAAUCAUCUGGGCUCUUAAGAUAAGAGCAACCAACGAUGCAGACAAUAUUUUUAUAGAAAGUAAGGAUAUUAGCAUUCAGGUUAAUAUGCAAGUUUCAAUUAUGCAGCCACUCAUUUUACUUUAAAAACAAAAAACUAUUCUCAUUCAUGAUAUUUUUAACUUUUUAAUGAUGGGGGAAUCUAUUAAUCUCCAAUUAUGAUGAUAUUUUCUCAUUCAAUUGAAAGAAACAAUGUUUUCUUUUGCUUGUUAAAAAUCUUUUAGAAAAGAUAUUUGAUGUGAUGGGUUUCCUUAUUUGCAUGGUAUAAUUUGGUUAUAGAAAUAUUAUGAAUUUGAAAAUGUAUAUUGGCGCUCAAAGCAGUUAACUGUUGAUCUAUACAUUUUGAUAAUUCAAUACUUAACUAAAUUUUCAAUUGGAGUUUUUUGACAAAUGUCAGUUUAUAUUAUCAUACCAGAUAUAAUUAAAAAUAUGCAACUUUGUGAAAUGGGAAAUUUAACUAUUUUUACAACAACAUCACUUGUUUGCUAGAUCAAGAUUAAUGAAAGGUAAUUCAGGCAGUUAAUUUGCAGUGUACGUACUGUUCUAAAUAAUCAAAACCAAUAUUCAGUACAAAAGUUAGAUGUUGGAAAAUUAAAUAUGAAAAAAAUAAUCAAGUUAAACUUCGCAACAGCACCCAAAGUACAUCAUUGGUUUUGCAAGUUUCAGGUUAGAUAUAUUGAAAUACUAUGACACUUGGAAUUAUACUUGGUUUUACUGUAAUAAUCUGGCACUAUUGAAUUGUAACUACAUGAUUUUGCGAAAACAUAUAUAUUUAUGCAUUAUUGCCAUUUUUCUCACAUGGUCCUCGUGUUCUUUUGAAAUUCACUAUCAACACAUCAAAUCUCUUAAAACAUUGAUGUUUAAUUCCCUUCUGUUGAGGCUCUCAGAUUCAGAAUUCCACAUCACAAUGGUGUAGUGAAUUUUGGAACAUAAGUAAAUAAAUCAAAAAAAUCUAGAACACUGGAGAUUGCUUGGCCCAUCAAGUCAGUCCAAAAAAAACCUCUGACAUUUAUAUUAUUCCCAUGCAGAUAAUGACAGUACAAGUAGGCAUUCAAGUACUAUUAAACAUGUUGAAUGUUUCUGCCUUUAUCCUCUAUGCAGAGUUCCAGCAUGAUACAACUCUCCAGGUGCUACUCACAUCUCCUCUAUUGAUUAUUUAAAAUCUAUGUUUCUUGGUGUUUGACAUCUCUGCUAAGGGAAAUAGCUUCUUCCUAUUUAUUCUAGGCCAAUCACAUUUUAAUACAUUUAAUUUUACAUCUUCUGUUAUACCAGCUUAUCUGAUCUUUCCUCAUAACAAUAUUUUUUGGCGACAAUCUAGUAAAUCUCCUCUGCAUUUUGCACUGCUAUCACAUCUUUUCUGUACUAUGAUGACCAGCACUACACAUAUUACUCAAGUCAUGGCUGAACUUGUGUUGCUUACAGUUCAAGUCUCAUAUUCGUCGUCCCAGUUAAUAACAUAUUACACUAUGUAUGCCCUUUUAAUUACCUGAUUGGUCUGUAUGUUACAUACAUAGCCAAUAUGUGCAGGAGUAGGCUAUUUGAGCCAGCAGCCAUUCAACGUGAUCAUGGUUGAUCAUCCACAAUCAGUACUCCGUUCCUGCCUUCUCCCCAUACCUUGAAGGGACGUGCAAAAUUCCUUAAAAGGCUCCAAGGCCUCCUUUUUAUUGUAUAUUUCUUGUCUUGUUGCAUUUCCCCAAUAUUAAUUAUCCAAUUAAAUUUCAUUUGCCAUUUUUCUGCCAAUUAACCAGAUGACUUAUACCUUCCUCCAGUUUACUCUUCACUAUCAACUCCAAUUUGUUUUACUAAUUAAAUCCUAUAUUUUCAACGUUUUUGUUUUUCUUAUUUUUUUUCAUUUCCACUAAAGAUAUGGGUCAGAGAAUUCACCUCCAGCAAAAUGCACUGAAAUGUCCUCAAAUUUCUCAUAAUAAAAAUUGAUUACCUCAUUCUGCAUCUUUUUGGGCUUUUAAUAUAGUGCGAGGGAAGUAUAAUUUAAACAAUCAUUUUUGUUGAGGCUCUUGCAGACUAAUUAUAUAUUUUUUAUUUCAUAUUCCGCCCACUCCCUCUUUGGCUCCAUUAAAAGUUUUCUUAUUUAAUGAUGCAGUUUUGUAACCAAAUUCUAACUUAAAGUCACACUUCCAAUUUUUCUUGGUGGCUAUUUUGAAGAAUGUUGCCAAAAAAAGAGCAGCAAGGCAUGUUGUGCUCUCCGCAUAGUGAGUUCCAAACUUAGGUCAGUGAAACAUUAAGAGUAAAGUGUAAAGGGAACCUAUUUGUACAGGUAAUUUGCUCUCAGCCCCCUUGCUGUUCGGAAUCUGGGAUAAAUAUAUCUGCAAUACCACAUUCUUGUCAAAUUGUAAAAGAGAAGGAAUCCUGGUUUAGUCAACAUUCUCUAGCUGUACAUGGAUAAAGUUUCCAUUGUGCAAGAGACAGAAGGAAAACAAUCCUCAGGCCACAUUGUUUUAGAUAUUACAGAGCAGGUUACAUUGUAAAAAUGAACCCAUGUAAAUUCAGCUUUGUUGAUGUAAGAGAAAACAAUCAUUUUUCUAUGUCAUAAUUCAUAAAUAAGAAAGUAUAGUAAAAUUUAGUCUACUGCAGUAUUUUGUAAAUAAUUGUCAACAAUGGCAUUGAAAUAACUUAUCAUUUAGAUUGUGAAUGUAAACAUCUGCUUCUGCAGUCAAAAAUAUUUUAAUCGAAUUGAAAGCUGCUUUAUGUGCAACAAAAGACAAAAAAAAAGUUGCAGGAUUUUACUGUUUUUAAUUUCACAGACUGUAGUGAAGUUGACAAAACGUGUCUGUUCAAAUGCACAUACAAGUCUAUCCUUCCAAUUUUAUUUAAGAAUCGACAAUUUUACUGGUGUACAUCUGUGUUCAAAAUGCAUUUUGCAUAUUCUGUCUGUACAUACUUGGGGAAAUUUACCAGAUUAAAAGGAACUAAACUACUCAUUUCCAAUUUGAGUGAAAGUAUAGCAGAGCUAUUUUUGGGCUUUGAAAUUCUGGGAUUUUUUUCUGUAUUCAAAAGAGUGAAUAAUGUAUGAAGUCUCUUUAAUGAGCAGAUAUUAAUUUAAAUUGUCACACAUUUGUAAAUAAUCUCUGCUGAAUGGAUUUAUCAUGUUAAUGCUGUAUUGCAUAAGUUUAAUUAUCGGAUUUCAUAGUCUGUUUUUUUAAAUCCCAAUUUUUAGGUUGAAUUAAUGAAUUCUUAAUGUAUUAAUGCUAUUGUCAAAAUAUAAAACUGUGCUAAUGAUUUGCAUUUCUGGAGCAGGUAAUCUUGAUUUUUUCACUGUCAAACACAAUCUAUACCUUUCAUAGGAACAAAAUUCUAUUUCAGACAGGCAAGGAUGGGAGUCGAUGGAAUAUUGAUUCAAAUAAACCAAACAACCAAUUAUUUUUUUGAAAUGCCUUUUUCUGUAGUCAGUGCUUUUUGUGUGCACAAAAAGAUUCUGGUCCACGCGAUUAAUAAACAUAUGUCACAUGGCUGGUAAACAAAAUAAUGACAUUAACAUAGUAAACAUAGAAACAUAGAAAUUAGGUGCAGGAGUAGGCCAUUCGGCCCUUCGAGCCUGCACCGCCAUUCAAUAUGAUCAUGGCUGAUCAUCUAACUCAGUAUCCCGUACCUGCCUUCUCUCCAUUACCUCUGAUCCCCUUAGCCACAAGGGCCACAUCUAACUCCCUCUUAAAUAUAGCCAAUGAACUGGCCUCAACUACCCUCCUUAUCCUUAAGCUGUGACCCCUUGUCCUGGACUUCCACAACAUCGGGAACAAUCUUCCUGCAUCUAGCCUGUCCAACCCCUUAAGAAUUUUGUAAGUUUCUAUAAGAUCCCCUCUCAAUCUCCUAAAUUCUAGAGUAUAAACCAAGUCUAUCCAGUCUUUCUUCAUAAGACAGUCCUGACAUGCCAGGAAUCAGUCUGGUGAACCUUCUCUGCACUACCUCUAUGGCAAUAAUGUCCUUC
Molecule: messenger RNA, 10040 nt
Organism: Leucoraja erinaceus (little skate)
Lineage: Eukaryota; Metazoa; Chordata; Chondrichthyes; Rajiformes; Rajidae
Gene: lrrc7
Product: leucine rich repeat containing 7
Exons: 28
Coding region: 648-4985 (1445 amino acids)
Biological process (GO): neurotransmitter receptor transport postsynaptic membrane to endosome; neurotransmitter receptor transport, endosome to postsynaptic membrane
Cellular component (GO): postsynaptic membrane; adherens junction; postsynaptic density
Molecular function (GO): protein binding
Source: RefSeq, a predicted model, not a curated record